Molecule: messenger RNA, 345 nt
Organism: Echinococcus granulosus
Lineage: Eukaryota; Metazoa; Platyhelminthes; Cestoda; Cyclophyllidea; Taeniidae
Product: Selenoprotein W
Exons: 5
Coding region: 1-345 (114 amino acids)
Source: RefSeq, a predicted model, not a curated record
AUGGUUUACUGGUGUCAUGUCUCGUGGAUAUAUACUCGUUUGAGUGACUUUGUUUGUGGCGCCGUUUCCCAAUCUCCCUACCGAGCUUCCGGACUUGAUGGUCGUGAGGGUUCAUGUCGUUUAUUGUUCAACCGGUUCAAAGAUGCCUUAAUAGGUCGCUUCGGUGCAAAUGUUGAAGUGACUGGUGAAGGCACACCCACUUCGACUGGUUGGUUUGAGGUUGAAGUUUCUGGCGUUGGACUAGUGUUCUCGAAGAAGAACGGCGAUGGAUUUGUCGAUAGUCAAACAAAGUUGGACGCCAUCACCGACGCAAUCGAAAAGGCCAUGAGGCUACGCACCCAUUAA